AUGUCGGUUGCUUUGUCCAAAGACGAAGAAGGCUUCAUCACUCCCACCGUAGCCGGGAAGGCUGCCCCACAGCAAGAUGCCCUUCCAACAGCGAGCGCUAGCAACUCUGAUUUAUUCUCGUCGACAUUCGAAGUAACGGUGACGCUCGCUGAUCAGCAAGGCAACCCAAACUCUCCACUGUAUAGCGCGAAGUCUUUCCAAGAACUCGGCCUUCACCCCGACCUUUUGAAGGGAUUAUUUUCCAUGGGUUUUGAUAAGCCCUCCAAGAUCCAAGAGAAGGCGCUGCCGUUGCUUCUUUCAGACCCACCAACAAAUAUGAUUGGUCAAUCGCAAUCAGGCACAGGAAAGACAGCAGCCUUCGUCCUCACGAUGCUCAGCCGCGUCGACUAUAAUCUACAUAAGCCUCAAGCUCUAUGUCUUGCUCCAUCCCGAGAACUCGCAAGACAAAUCAUGUCUGUUAUCACGUCCAUGGGAAAAUACACGAAUGUCCAAACCGAAUACGCUAUCAAGGACAACCUACCAAAGGAUGCGACUAAUAUUACAGCACAGAUCAUUGUUGGCACGCCGGGUACGAUGAUGGACCUGAUGAGGCGCAAGGUCAUUGAUACUUCCAAUGUCAAAGUUUUCGUACUGGAUGAGGCCGAUAACAUGUUGGAUCAGGAUGGGUUGGGAGACCAGACCCUUCGCGUGAAGAAUAUGCUUCCACGGAAACCUAUCCAGAUCAUCCUCUUUUCCGCCACCUUCCCCGACAACGUCCGUUCCUUCGCCUCCAAGUUUGCGCCAAACGCAAACAAGAUCGAGCUGCAGAAGGAAGAGUUAAGUGUUGACAACAUCAGGCAGUUCUACAUGGACUGCAGGAAUGAGGAGCACAAAUACGACAUCUUGGUGUCGCUCUAUCAGCUCUUGACGAUCGGUCAGAGUAUUAUCUUCUGUCAGCAUCGGCAUACAGCUGACAGAAUCUCGCAACGGAUGACGGCGGAAGGGCACAAAGUGGCCUCGCUACAUGGAGCGAAAGAUGCUAGUGAACGCGACGCCAUUAUUGACCGCUUUCGUGAGGGUCGCGACAAGGUGUUAAUCACGACCAACGUCAUCGCCCGAGGAAUCGACAUUCUUCAAGUGAACAUGGUCGUCAAUUACGACCUGCCGCUGAUGAACGAGCGAAUCAAAGGUGCCGAUGAGAGACCCGAUAUUGAGACGUACAUCCAUCGCAUCGGCCGAACCGGUCGCUUUGGUCGCAAGGGUAUCUCUAUAAACUUCGUGCACGACAAGAAAACGUGGUUGCAGAUGGAACAAAUAGAGAAGGCGUUAGGAAGAAAAAUUAUGCGGAUAGAGACAAAUGAUUUGGAUGAGAUGGAAGAGAAAAUGAAGCAAGCGUUGAAGUAG
Messenger RNA from Cyclocybe aegerita, 1383 nucleotides. Lineage: Eukaryota; Fungi; Basidiomycota; Agaricomycetes; Agaricales; Hemipholiotaceae. The record is from the annotation of a GenBank genome assembly.